AUGCCGAUCCCCAUCCCGAAAUCUCAGCGCUUCUGGCGCAUUUUCCUGCUUUCUCCUCUGCUUCUUCUUGUCAUCUAUCUCCUGAUUCUGGGCUGGACCCCGAUAUCCCAGUCUAUCCCAGCACAAAUCCCCCUGUCACCACCGCCGCCCGAGUCGGAAGCGAAGCCAUUACCGCUGAAGAAUAUCCCCGAAACAACACCAUUAUCGCGCCCGACAGCACCAUCCGUGCCGUUGCUAGACGCCGAAUUCGCGACCACCAUUCCCGGCAUUCCUGAUAAGGUCUGGCAGUCCGCGAAGGAUACCGUGCUGAGCGGUGACCAACUCCAGUGGACGCGCAGCUGGACGGAGAAGAAUCCGUCGUUCCGUCAGGAGCUGUUGACGGAUAAGUCAAGCGAGACAUUUGUGCGGAACCGGUUCGAGAAAACACGGCCUGAUAUCGUCGAGCUAUAUAAUUCCCUGCGUGUGGCUAUCCUCCGUGCCGAUCUACUGCGGUAUCUGAUCCUGCUUGCAGAGGGGGGCAUCUGGAGCGAUCUCGACGUGACGUGCGAGCUGGAAGUGAGUCGGUGGAAUAUUUCGAAGGUUCUCGCUGCCAGCAAUGAGCCUGUCGUGGAUAUGAUCGUGGGACUGGAGUUUGACCUGGACUGGCGCGGGGAAGGGUCCCAGGUCGCGUCGCAGUUCACCAACUGGGUCUUCGCUGCGCGUCCGUCGUCCCAUCAUCUCGAGUACAUCGUCGAUAUGAUCGCUGAUAAACUGCGGCUCAUCGCGCAUGAAAAUGGGGUCGGGAUCGACGGACUCACCCUGGAGAUGCUGCGGCAGGAAGUGGUUGAUGUGACGGGGCCCAAGAUCAUGACUAUCGGUCUUUUGAAGAGUCUCAGUCUUCGGCUGGAGAAGGCCGUGGAUGACCGUAAUUUCUCGCACAUCAAGGAGCCACGCCUGAUUGGCGACGUGCUCAUUCUUCCUGGAAAUGCAUUUGCCGCCGCGCAGAACGGAUAUCCCGAUGACCAGGGGGAGAAAUUUGUCUCGCAUCACUACUCUGGGUCCUGGAAGGCCGAGGCAGCCGAGGCGCGAGAGAAAUGGAAGCAGGAGAAGGAGUCUGGGAAAUCAGCAGGUAAAAUGGCAUAG
Monascus purpureus is the source of this 1122-nucleotide messenger RNA. The record is from the annotation of a GenBank genome assembly. Lineage: Eukaryota; Fungi; Ascomycota; Eurotiomycetes; Eurotiales; Aspergillaceae.